This is a messenger RNA of Mycena citricolor, 339 nucleotides long. The record is from the annotation of a GenBank genome assembly. NCBI's taxonomy places the organism in Eukaryota, Fungi, Basidiomycota, Agaricomycetes, Agaricales, Mycenaceae.
AUGGCUCGUGGAGAAGGAACCACGUCAACAAAGACCGAAAAGGGGAGCAUCGCUCCGGAGGCUCAAUCCUUGAAAAAGGAGGAAGCGCCUAAGGAAUCUGCCGAAAUCAAGGUUCCAGAAGCACCCAAACGCACCAGGGUGCCAGAUGCCGUCCAGAGGAAAUUGGCGGCCGAGAAACAGAAGGGCCCGCAGCCCAGCAGACUGGCGCAGGAAUUGCGCAACUACCAGGCCAAAAGGAAGAGGCAUUCGAUGGACAUAUAUGUCCAGAUCACGGGCCUGGACUCAGGAAAGACGCGUGGUGUCAAGGCGCUACUCGACAGUGGCUGCAGUACCUGCUGA